Molecule: messenger RNA, 303 nt
Organism: Baudoinia panamericana UAMH 10762
Lineage: Eukaryota; Fungi; Ascomycota; Dothideomycetes; Mycosphaerellales; Teratosphaeriaceae
Exons: 1
Coding region: 1-303 (100 amino acids)
Source: RefSeq, a predicted model, not a curated record
AUGGCUACUGCAGUUAUACGACUAGCGAAGACUGACAGCUCAGGGGCUGGCCUUUCGUGCCACCCUUUUCUCGCCUGCAGAGCGCUCUUUGAUGACCUUGCUGAGAUGCAGUGCUUUGAUGGCGAGAGACAGAUCUCCAUCGUGAAGACGACACUGCUGCGAGUCGACGCAACUAAUGCCAUGGUUCACCAGCUCUCUUUCUUGCAAUCACGAGUCAGGGUUCCAAACUCAGCCGCCUUCGGCAGCGAAGCCUUCUUCUCCCCUCACCCGUUCCAGCUACAUAACCUACAAAACCCGCUGUAA